This is a messenger RNA of Gossypium raimondii (Peruvian cotton), 897 nucleotides long. RefSeq names its product RNA polymerase II transcriptional coactivator KELP. The record is from RefSeq and is a predicted model, not a curated record. The transcript is spliced from 3 exons. Bases 141 to 623 code for a protein of 160 amino acids. Gene Ontology annotation, biological process: positive regulation of transcription initiation by RNA polymerase II. Lineage: Eukaryota; Viridiplantae; Streptophyta; Magnoliopsida; Malvales; Malvaceae. Gene Ontology annotation, molecular function: DNA binding; transcription coactivator activity.
CUAGCGCAAAGCGUGAAAAGCAUAACUUAAUUUACCCCAAAUCUAAACAAAAGAUCAGUGAAACCCCCAACUCUUUAAUCUCACGCCUGCCCUCUUAUUGUUAGAUUUCCUUGAAACCGAUAAUCAGAAUACCCGAGAAAAUGGACUCAGAAACGAGAGAGAAGAUAAAGAAAACGGUGAGGGAACUCUUGGAAGAAGCCGACAUGAACGAAAUGACAGAGUACAAGAUUCGACAAUUGGCUUCCAAGAGACUGGAACUCGACCUCUCCGAAUCCAAGUACAAGGCUUAUGUCAGACAUGUCGUCAAUGCUUUCCUCGAAGAACAAAAGGCCAAAGAAGAAGAAGAAGAAGAAGCUGCGGGUGAUGAUAAUAACAAUAACAACAACGAGUUUGAUGAUGAUGGUGAUCUCAUUAUUUGCAGGUUGUCUGACAAGAGAAGGGUGACUCUCCAAGACUUCAGAGGGAAAACUUUAAUUUCCAUAAGGGAGUACUAUAAAAAGGACGGCAAGGAACUUCCUUCAUCUAAAGGAAUAAGUUUGACAGAAGAACAAUGGUCUACCUUGAGGAAGAACAUACCAAACAUUGAGAAAGCUGUUAGGAAGAUGGAGUCACAUACCAUGUGAGAGCAUCAUCCGUAGACGGACACUGAAAUGCCGGAUUUCAAAUAUGUAAUUUUGAAACUUAACCUCAGCAUCUAUGGUGGCUAUGCACACACUUGCCACUUCCCCUUUCAAAAGACUAUAUCACUGUUUCGAUUCUGUAAUGCUUUUGAAUCCCGUUUUGGAAUACUGUGGCAGAUCUAGCCUGUCGGAAUUGAUGUGAAUUGUGUAAUCGAUGCUGAUACUUAUCUAGAAUGUAUGUGAUAUGCUUUGGCAAGAAAGUUUAUAUUCAUAAUUA